CACAACCUGAACCUUCCCGUGAGUCCAAUCUUCGAGUCCGAGCCUCAGCAAUAGGCUCAGGGCGACUGAACGCUAUCUGCAGACUGACUGUUGGAUGUCGCCGCUGCGUAUUCAUUUUCAGGCAUUCGUUCGACUCUGGCUGUAAUUGAGUGCACAUCAAAAUGCAUAGGACUCUGGCCGUUCCCGAAUUAGUCGACCUGAUUGCGCACGAACUUGAAGCUGCCACUCGUGGAAACUUGCGGCUCGGGACACCCCAUCUACCCACAUUUCUCGCACUCGCCCUCACAUCGCGCACAUUCCUUGAACCCGCCUUAGACGUCAUAUGGCGUGUUCAAACCGGCUUAGGCCCUCUUGUCCGGUGUCUACCGGAAGAUCUAUGGACGGUAUCAGAACUGGACAAUGAAUCUCCAGCCCGAGGAAUCCUGGUGCUCAAGGAACCAAAAAGACGCACAGUUCCACAGGACUGGCAUCGUUUCGAUUAUCAUGCCCGACGUAUUCGCAGUAUUUACCACAACACAAGCGCCGGCAAGCCGACCGCCAUGCAUCCGGCUCAUAUCAUCUCACGGACCCUCUGUGCAUGGCUCCUUUCGUCAAGACCUUCUUUGUUACUCCCAAAUCUGUCCUACUUCCGGUGGGACGCGGAGGACCCCGCGCUGGCCAAAGAUGAUGGUCCUUUGCAUCUGCUCUUUGGUCCCCGACUUUCCACACUGUACAUUGGAAAUUGGUCAUGCGAUUUUCCCGUCAGUGCCGCCAUCCUCGCCUUACGCCACCUUCCACGGUGCUCUCCCGCUCUCGAAGAGCUGGAUAUUGGGCUGUUGAUGGAUGGACCCUCGUCGUUGCGAGCCAUGACCGAUGUUCUUGCAACUCUGAAGGACCUGAAGCUGAAGGUUCUCUCAUCGCGUCUGCGCCCCAGGCCGAUUCAUCAUCGUUUGGUCCUACAUAUAUCAUCGAACAACUUCGCGGCCUUGACAGAGCUUCAGCAUCUCACGGAUCUGACGCUCGGCUGGGACGUUUCGUUCCGGACAAAACGUGAUAUCGCGGCUCCCAACCUCACCUUCAAUGUACUGAAGAGUUUGGUUCUGGAGUUUCUAUCCAUGAACGACUGUGUGGAUUUCUUCUUCGCAUGUCAGACUCCACGCCUGGAGCACAUCACUGUGUCGCCGAUUGACGUAAUCUCAGGCGGGCUGAACACCGUCGAUCGCAUGCUGCGCCUGAUUCACGAGCGGUGUCCGCAUACCACGAUGGAGACGAUCACAUUUGACAGUGUUUCCGAUUCCAUACACAGCUCGAACAACGAUCCGCUGGGUUGUGAGGACAUCACCAUGGCGACUCUACGACAUCUUUGCGAUUUCCAUAAUCUCAGGGACUUCGGCUUCUUCGUGGACAUGCACAUUGUACUCGACGACGAUGCCGUGAAGGAAAUGGCCAUGUCGUGGCCUCGCAUGAAGAGCCUACGUUUGUACAGCGCUGUCAGCUGUACCGAAGGGACGCAGACUGCGACGACUCUAGAAGGGCUGGCAUAUCUCGCUAGGUAUUGCCCCUCAUUGGAGGACUUCACGAUCUGCGUGGACACGUCCGCAAUCAUUACCUCAGCCAACGUGAGGCUCACUGGUGACUACUGCAACCAAACCCUCACGGGCAUGAGCUUUGACCGCUCUCCUGCUGUGGGGAAUCCUGCGGAUGUGGCAGAUUUUCUAUCCGCGACGUUUCCGAACUUAUAUUCAAUUGAGGAGUCCGACAUGGUUCGCGAUGCCAGUGGGAAAGCCUUUUGGCAGUCUGUAAGGGACAUACUCCGUCGACGGUUAGUUCAAAAGCGGGCUGAUACUGCAACAAACGGAGUUGCCGGGCUCGUUUGAGCACCGCCGUCCGCGUCUGUAGCAAGAGGAGAUGCACUAGCAUGCUGUAUGCACGUUGUUCGAAAUUAUGGUCUACUACUUGUCAAUUCCGUACUGUGAAAAGUGGUUCUUUCCGCUUUCCAAAUUCCACACAAGACAGCAGGCCUUCCUGGCCGGGUUGAUUCGAAUAGCAGGCCCCAGGCUCUCUCAAUCGGC
Messenger RNA from Fomitopsis serialis, 2051 nucleotides. RefSeq lists its product as uncharacterized. NCBI's taxonomy places the organism in Eukaryota, Fungi, Basidiomycota, Agaricomycetes, Polyporales, Fomitopsidaceae. The coding region runs from base 162 to 1856 and encodes 564 amino acids. The record is from RefSeq and is a predicted model, not a curated record. The transcript is spliced from 4 exons.